Serpula lacrymans var. lacrymans S7.9 is the source of this 1002-nucleotide messenger RNA. RefSeq lists its product as uncharacterized. Gene Ontology annotation, molecular function: cyclin-dependent protein serine/threonine kinase activity; ATP binding. NCBI's taxonomy places the organism in Eukaryota, Fungi, Basidiomycota, Agaricomycetes, Boletales, Serpulaceae. The transcript is spliced from 5 exons. The coding region runs from base 111 to 872 and encodes 253 amino acids. Gene Ontology annotation, cellular component: nucleus. The record is from RefSeq and is a predicted model, not a curated record. Gene Ontology annotation, biological process: regulation of mitotic cell cycle; protein phosphorylation.
UUAGGGAAGUGGUGGUCGGUGACACAUUGACACAGUAAGAAUUCAUCCCCAUCCAUCUGUCCAACCGUAUAUGUAGCUCAACGAGCAGUACCGCAAGAGUUUUCGUCGCAAUGGAUUUCAUCGAACACGACCUUAAAUCUCUUCUUACUGCUAUGCCUUCGCCAUUUUUGCAUUCCGAAAUCAAGACUCUGAUGCUACAACUACUUUCCGCCGUUUAUCACUGCCACUCUUGUUGGAUCCUCCACCGAGAUCUAAAAACCAGUAAUAUAUUAAUGAACAACCGCGGUAUAAUCAAGGUAGCAGAUUUUGGACUUGCUAGGAGGUACGGUGAUCCUGUCGGUGUAGGUGGUAUGACGCAAUUAGUAGUCACGCUUUGGUACCGCGCCCCCGAAAUCCUUUUGGGGGCCAGUACAUAUUCUACCGCUGUUGACAUAUGGUCUGUUGGGUGUAUCUUUGCCGAAUUGCUUUUGAAAGAGCCAUUAUUUCAAGCCAAAACCGAGAUUGAACUUUUAGGUAUGAUACAAGAGCUGUUGGGACCUUCUACCAACUCUCUGCUGUCAGAGAGUUCCCUAUCAUCCCCGGGCAGAAGCAUGAACUUUUCCUCUUCUCAUCCUCGUCGAUUACAGCAAAGACUGGAUCAUUUGGCAGGCUCAGCAACUGACCUUAUCAGGUCGUUGCUCACGUACAAUCCGAGGAAGAGAGUUCGCGCCGACGAAGCGUUGGAACAUCCCUAUUUCAAUGAAUCUCCAUUGCCAAAACAUCCUGACCUAUUCGGGUCGUUUCCAUCCGCCGCAGCGGGCGAAAAGCGGAGAAAGCCCUUCUAUAGUCCCGUUGCGCCCACUCGAGCUGCAGACUACAGAUUAUUAGAUUAAUACUUAAAAAUACGUGAAUGUCGACAAAAUAUACAGUUGCAGACAGACAAACUCAACAAAACAACAGAUUGAAUUAGCACUCAUUACUAUUGUUGGACAAUAGGUGCAAUUGGUCUGGGGAGAAGUUGAA